CUUUCAUAUCAUCCUACUCAUUUCAAACUCACUACACUAUACAAAACUCUCUCUCUCUCUCUCUCUCUCUCUCUCUCUCUCUCUCUCUCUUUACUAUUUACAUUUUCUCUCUUCAUUUUCUCACAAGCCAAACACUCUUAAUUUUACACUAUACUAUACUACAUAUAGUACUUUUUACUAUUUCAAAUCAACAAAUAUGAAGAUGCACAGUAGUAGUGUAGCCAUGGGAGCUGAGCAGUCCAAAAGGAAAGAUCCAUGCAGAAAGCUUGGUGGGUAUCUUAAACAACAGAAAGGAAGGCUUUACAUUAUCAGGAGAUGUGUUGUCAUGCUUCUAUGCUGGCAUGACUAGUCAAUAUAUACUAUAGUCAUACAUUAUUAUCAAUAAUUAUACUAGUUUAGUACUCAUGAUGAUGAUGAUGAGAAUAGUUUGGAGCUAUAAUUACUUAAUUUUAGUGUAUAUUUACUCUGUCUAUGGGGCUUUUAUGAUUAAUUCCCCAGAUCGAAAUGUAAAUAGAAAUGAGAAAUAUAUCGAAUUAAUCUUAUAUAUA
Messenger RNA from Cannabis sativa, 548 nucleotides. RefSeq names its product small polypeptide DEVIL 3. The record is from RefSeq and is a predicted model, not a curated record. The coding region runs from base 197 to 349 and encodes 50 amino acids. The transcript has a single exon. Gene Ontology annotation, biological process: negative regulation of cell population proliferation. Lineage: Eukaryota; Viridiplantae; Streptophyta; Magnoliopsida; Rosales; Cannabaceae.